AUGGCGGCGACAGUUUCGGCCCCCCCCCUGAAGGGAAUUAAAGUUUUGGAGUUUGCUGGUCUUGCCCCUGGUCCCUAUGCAGGCCUUAUCCUCGCUGAUGCAGGCGCGUCAGUCCUCAGGGUCGAUAGGCCUCCCUCGACCAACUCUAAAGGUGAAAUGUCAAUUCCCGAUGUGCUCGCCCGCAAUAAGUCCUCCAUCAUCGUCGACUUAAAGAACCCUCGCGGCAUAGCACUCAUCAAGCGCCUCGCAAAGCACGUCGACGUCCUCAUUGACCCAUUCCGGCCCGGCGUGAUGGAGAAAUUGGGUCUAGGUCCAGAUGAGCUGCUCGCCAUCAAUCCGCGCCUUAUAUACGGCCGCAUGACUGGAUUCCGCCGCGACGGCAAAUACGCCGACAUGGCCGGCCACGACAUCAAUUAUCUGGCCGCAUCUGGCGUACUCGCUCUGCUUGGAAGAUCAGGCGAAAAGCCCCUCGCUCCAUGGAACAUUCUCGCCGACUUUGCGGGCGGAGGCGCCACACUUGCCCAAGGCGUGCUCCUCGCCAUCAUAUCGCGAUUCUCCACUGGAAAAGGCCAAGUCGUCGAAGCCAACAUGGUAGACGGCAGUUCCCAUCUCGCAUCCUUCCCUCGCAUGUACCUCAAGACUCCCCUGGGUGACCAACCGCGAGGCAAAAAUGUCCUUGACGGCGGCCGUCCCUGGUAUGAUACCUACGAGACAUCUGACGGCGAAUACAUGUCUGUCGGCGCUCUCGAGCCUCAGUUCUUCCAAGCUCUCAUCAAGGGCCUCGGCCUGGAAGGCCAAGGUUGGGAAUCCAAGCGUCACGAUCCCUCUUCUUGGCCACAACUCCACGACACCUUCACCAAGAUAUUCAAGAGCAAGACACGCUCGCAGUGGGAGGCUGUUUUCGACGGUACAGAUGCAUGCUGCGUGCCCGUGCUGUCCUACGGUGAGUUGGAGGCACAGCCCGAUAGGGAAGGCGACCAGAGGCCGGCGGUAACACUGAGAGAUACACCGUUGUACUCGCCCGCUGAUGCAGAGGGGAAGGGGUAUGUGGCCGAGCCUUUGGCCCUUGGCCAAGGGACAGAAGAAGUUUUGCAGGAAUGGGUUGGGUGGAAGAAUGGAGAUCAAUACGAGCUGGAGAAGGGAGCUGCUGUGCUCAGGGAUAAGGGAGGAAAUUCCAAGCUAUGA
This is a messenger RNA of Trichoderma asperellum CBS 433.97, 1185 nucleotides long. RefSeq lists its product as uncharacterized. Gene Ontology annotation, molecular function: catalytic activity. The record is from RefSeq and is a predicted model, not a curated record. Lineage: Eukaryota; Fungi; Ascomycota; Sordariomycetes; Hypocreales; Hypocreaceae.